Molecule: messenger RNA, 387 nt
Organism: Sparassis crispa
Lineage: Eukaryota; Fungi; Basidiomycota; Agaricomycetes; Polyporales; Sparassidaceae
Exons: 3
Coding region: 1-387 (128 amino acids)
Source: RefSeq, a predicted model, not a curated record
AUGGCGGGGCAGCAGGUUGAUGUUAAUUUUUUUGUUCCUGAAGAAGUUGGAGCCGGCUUUGAACACCAACUAUUCGAGCCGACCUUGUCCCGAGAAAAGUGGGAGGGAAAAGUGGACCAAUAUGUGAUGGGAUUGACUCCUGAAGACAUGUUUCUGAUUGGCGGUACGCACGAUGCUACAGAUAAUUCUCAACUGAAACCUAGAUCGCUGAAAGCCUUGAAGAAGAGGAAGGCGCCUGCGGAUGUGGACGUGAAUGUGGCUAAGCAGCCUCCAAGGCGAAGGAAAACGUCAGCCACAAAUUUGCAAUCUGUAGAGGGCACCGCCAAUUCGGAAAGGGUUUCGCAAGAAGCCCAAGCUGGACCUUCUGAGAGCCAGACUCACCUGUAG